Molecule: messenger RNA, 968 nt
Organism: Lactuca virosa
Lineage: Eukaryota; Viridiplantae; Streptophyta; Magnoliopsida; Asterales; Asteraceae
Source: the annotation of a GenBank genome assembly
GUUCAAAUAGCCUUCUUCUUCUCCAAAAGCUUCAACGAGACAAUACAGAAAAGAAAAUGAACUACUGGUCAGCUGAAAACGCCACUGAAGCUUACAUCAAAACCAUGAAAAUGGGUAAGAGAGCUAAUGAACCAGAUGUUGCAGAGUUCAUAUCAGCCAUUGCAGCAGGAAAUAACGCUCAACUCAUGGUGGUUGCAUGUGCUGAGGCGGCCGGCUCCACCACCCAAGGCCUCAUUGCUGCAUCUCAUCAAACUGGUGGUAGGCUGAUCUGCAUCGUGAAGGGAAUCGAAGAGCUUCACUCUUCCAAGCAAGCUCUAAGCUCAGAUGCGAGCCAAGUAGAGUUUGUUGUAGGAAAUGCUCAAACUCUCUUGUCAAAUGACUACAAAUCUGCCGAUCUUGUGGUUAUCGACUGCAAUCUAGAGAAUCAUGAAGGGAUUUUGGGAGCAAUACAAACUGAGAGAGAAAAGAAUACGAUUGUUUUGGGGUAUAACGCUUUUUGGAAGGAUUCCUGGGUUUGGAGCAGAUUGAACAGUCACUUGUUGCCGAUUGGAGAAGGGUUGUUAUUGAUGAGAAUCGCCGGACAGUCAGGCAAUGGUGGCGGCAAGAACGGUGGCCACGGCGGCAACAAGGGCGGAAGGCCAAGUCAUUGGGUGGUUAAAGUAGAUAAAUGCACAGGCGAAGAGCAUGUUUUUCGGAUCAGAUCACCAGGUGGUAGAGUUGUUCGGGCUUGAAGUUUCUACAUUCUUGUUGCCUUGUUGAAGCUGUUCAUCCGUAAAUGUAUAUAGCCAUAUAUAGCUAGCUUAUACAUAAUCGACUUCUGGGUGUUAAUUAGAUCACCAGAAAGAUUAUCAAUUUGUACUUAUUGUCGAUUAUGGAAUUUGCGCUAUUUUAGAACUUAGUUUUAAUGAAAUUUUGAUUAAGGAAGUUUUGUAUAUCAUGAUUCAUCGUAUGGGUCAUUAUUUCGUGGG